AGUGGAAUCUCAGUCGGUGAGAGGAAUACAUUCUCUUGCGGAAUGUGAUAGGACCAUCAUAAACAAUGCGAAGGCAGCUCGACCGGAUGCAUUACAGUUGUUAGGGAAACAAAGCCUCGAUGCGAGCAAAACUGACAAUGGCGAGUUUUUUUUUCUAAUCUCUGUCGCAUUAACAUUCCACCAAAAACAACACCAUUCAAGCUCACCCUUGCCUCGCUGUUCGCAACAGAAUGUCUCACUUUUUUUUUGUGGCUACAUAUCUAUCUUUCCAAUUGUAUUCUUUAACCUAUAGCAUUUUGUUCACUCAACCAAUCAUAUCCCAUCGCUGUCGCCACAAUCGUUUUUUUCCCCCUCCUCUAAUUGUAUUCACCAUUGCUUGAUGGUACAGCGUUUACUUGUUCCCUCUUCCUCUGAUAUCUUAAUGCUGACGUUCUCUGUUCUAUUCGCGCUUCCAGAUCGUCUAGAAAAGAAGUGUCGAAUUCGAAUUUCCCCCAAUGAUGCCACCCUCCCCAUGAACUCCUCUAGCAUUUAAUUUGCUGCUACAGAUUAAAGACGCCGCAGCUUCCAGUUUGUUACCACAUCUUGCAGUUCUUGUAGUAGGAAUCAUAUUGAGUAGAAAAGAUUUAAUUGAAUAAAUCGAACACCUGGCGUUUUCCCAAUAUAAGCACUGAAGCACAAACCCCAAUGGCAAAGGUUUUCUCUGUGAUGUCACAUAUCCCGGUUACUUACAACAAGUCCAACCAAUUUCAUAAGGACCACCGAGCUCUAUUGAAUAGCAUUCGAAUUCAACGCCCAUGCAAUGCUUUAAAUGACACUUUUCUAGACUAUCCGAUAUACUGACAGCAAACUGCAAUACGUUUGCGACGAAAUUACGAAAGUUCUGUUGAUUUUAUUCUUUCUCGUGUGUUACAGGUAUUUAGUUGAAAUAUUGCAUAUUGUCUUUUGAAAGAAAAUUGCUGUUUUGUUUUUUCUUGGUUCCAUAUUGAAGAAGUUGAACAGUUGCACAAGUGUCAUCUCAGAGAUCAAAAUAAGCAUUGGAAAGGCACAGAGAAUGAUGGAAGCGUAUUGACUGAGAAACGUAACUUUGAUGAGUUCUACACUGACUUAUGCUUUAUUGCCACGCCCCGGGAGAGGUUGUUUAUUGAACACGAAGUGAUGCUGGAGGAAAACACAAAUCAAGACAUUCAAGUUGAUUUCCAUCAAUUGUUUAGAAGUGGCAACUCCUUAACAAACAAAACAACCAUCACGGUGGUAUGCGGGGCUGCUGGAACUGGGAAAAGCACCAUGAUACAGAAAAUUAUCCACGACUGGUCCACGGGGACUAUGUACAAACUAUUUAAGUUUAUCUUGCAUUUCCCGCUUCGGCAACUAAAUGCAGUCAAACGUAAAACAAAUUUAAACACGUUGAUCCUUGACGCUUAUCCUCACUUCAAAAGUAAUCUCGAACAUCUAUGGAGUGAAACCAAUAAUCUAUUGUUCAUACUUGACGAUUUCGAUCAAUUUGAGGGAAUCGGUUAUUAUCAGGACGAGGUGAAGAAAGGGAACCCACAGCAAAAGUGCUUGGAACCGCAAUCUGUUUGCUUAGUGUCCGAUAUUGUACAUUCCCUCUUGCAGGGAGACUUGCUGAAGGGAUGCUCGUUGCUGAUCACAACCCGGCCGUGGAACCUCGAGACUCUGCACGAGGCACCGAUAGAUUCAACAUUCCAAAUCAUUGGGUUCACCGCUGAUCAAGCAAAACAAUAUUUUAAUCGUUAUUUUCGAGAUGGGUUUCAAGUAGAAAAUGUAAUCAAACUCAUUGAGCAGAGUGACAUAUUGCACAGCAUGUGCCGUAACCCUUUAUUCUGCUCGGCCCUUUGCUCUUCUCUGACGGCACAACAAAUACAAGGAGAGAGGACAACCUGUGUCAUAUGCAGCUCUCCGGUGUUCACCUCCUUCUUUGCACUCCUUCUAGGCAGGUCCGGUUAUAAUGUGACAUUUUCUCGAAAUAGCUUCCGGACACUCGGCAAGUUAGCCUAUGAGGUAAUCAGUAAUAAAAAAAAUGCAUUUGAAUCCGACAAAUUAAGUGAUCUGAAUUACUUUCUUCCCAAUUUUGCCUCGACAUUUAUGAUUCAAGUUCAGGACAACGAUAUGACUGCUUCUGUUUAUAAAUUCACACACUCCUUUAUUCGGGAUUUUAUUGCUGCAGUAAGUAAACGGCUACAUACAAAGGGAAUUGAAUUGCAAAGAAUUUUAAACGAUACGUUCACGUCCACAGACGGCAGAUGGGUUAUAUUUUUACGUUUUCUUGUCGGCCUUUGUUCAGGGAAAUCAAGUGAUCUUCUAGAGAAGCUAGUGGGCAAACGAAUUUCUGAUGUAUCCCUGUGCAUCUCCGAUUGGCUCUCGGAAAAGAUUAAAAGGUGCAUCGGGAAACUGGAGGGAAAGUAUACCCAGAACACUUUAUUAAACAUUCUACACUGUUUAUAUGAAUUUGCUGACGUGCAACUAACGAAGAAUGCAUUUACAAUAAUACCGGCAAUAAAGUUGAAUCAAUGCCUUCUCAGACCUUCCGACUGCACGGUGAUAUCCACCACAUUAACCUGCUCUGAAAGAGUUACAGAAAUGGAUCUCAGUUCAUGCCGUUUACAACUUGAAGGAAUCCAACAACUGGAGCACGUUCUCCACAAAUGUGAAAUUCUCAGACUCAAUGGAAAUGACCUGCGAGAUGCUGGGGUGAAGUUUCUUUCUGAAGUUCUGAAGAAAAGUAAUUGCAAAGUGCAAAGACUCGAGCUUAAAUCCAACAAGCUCACAGAUGACUGUUUGGAAGAUUUAUUCGCAACUCUCGCUAGAAAUCGUUCACUGACGAGGCUGGACCUGAGCAAUUCCACAGAGCAAGAGGAGGAGGCCAACCGACUCACCGAUCAAAUGCUGCAUAAUGUUAUACAAAGCAGUGAUCUGAAGAAGAAAAUCAGACUGACCUACUCUCGAGAUUUUGAACAAAAUGCUUCAAAGGAUGAAACUGCGUUGAAUGUUUUAACUGUAAUCACAGAAUGAAGGACAGAUUAUCAGCCUGGAAAACGUGCGUGUGAGGGACAAAGUACCAAUGCUCUGCAUAUGCUGGAAAUGCAAAACAACAAUCCCACACUACGGAAAGAACUCUCAAGUCAGGCGGCAGCAAUGAGGAGGAAUAAGGAGUCGACUUUUCAUGCCGGAUUCUUCUUUGGGGAUAAACAAGAACAGGGGAAGAAGCCACCAAUAUGGAAUUUAAUUGGAUAUUCAGGAAAGUCUACAUAAUCUAGUAAAUGGAAAGACUGGCAACAUUCAAGAUAAUCAACAAAUCAAAAUGAAACACUGAAAUAGCGCUGACAACAAGGUAAAGGAACACAAUUCAAAAGAUCCAAACUACAGUCCACUAUGGUUACUGACCCCAACCCUACAUGAUGAGAAGCAGGUUGUAGAUUAUUUUGCGAUUUGCAUGCACGGACAACCUACCGAUCCAAUCCGGACAUCGUAAUGUAACAACUUCGCCUGCUGUCAAAAUGUUCCCGUAAGUUUUUCUAACCCUGACUGAGAAUAUCUUGCAGAAUUCGGAUCAAAUUAUACCGUGGAAGCAAAGAGUAAAACUGGGUGACGUGUAAGCAACUCAGCAGAUAAAAUGUCAAUGCAUUGUUCACGUUACCUUAUGGCGUCAAGAACUAUUGUGCUGCCCUUAAGGCAUUUAUUUGAUUUUGUUGGGUCGACGCUUUAAAUGAUUUGCUUGUAACUAUUUUCUAGUUAAAGUUAAAGUUUGAUAAUUAUGUUGCAGUCAAACAAAGGUAAAUUCAUUGUCAAUGAAUAUCGCUGCAUGUGAUAACGUCACGUCCGGUUUCGCCGUGUCUUAUGUGUAACCUCCGGUUCGGGAAGGUGUAAAGGUGGGUUCCAUGCGUGCAGCAUGAUCGUGAAGAGCUCCGUGUCUACCCACAAAGAAACAUUAUAGAAGCAACGCCGUAAGUUCCUAUGAAGUAUAUGAAGUAAAAAUAUUACCGCGGUUUCUGUUAAGUGAAGCGGCGCGCUUGUCAGCUUUUCAAUUUCAAACGCAGGGUGGGUUCGGGCCCGGCGGCGGUUUGACGCGACCCUCUCGCUCCCUACACGGGGCGGCUGGUGACACUCGCUAAAACAAGAGAGCGCUCGUGUUCUCCAGAAUGAAACAGACGCUGUAUAUGUUUGUAUUUUUUUUUAUCAACAGUUUUCACCAGACGAUGUUAAUGUGGAAGAGUGAACA
Messenger RNA from Mobula hypostoma (lesser devil ray), 4237 nucleotides. RefSeq names its product NACHT, LRR and PYD domains-containing protein 3-like. Gene Ontology annotation, cellular component: cytoplasm. Gene Ontology annotation, molecular function: protein binding. The transcript is spliced from 4 exons. Lineage: Eukaryota; Metazoa; Chordata; Chondrichthyes; Myliobatiformes; Myliobatidae. The coding region runs from base 1156 to 3030 and encodes 624 amino acids. The record is from RefSeq and is a predicted model, not a curated record.